UUCGACCCUUACUUGUCGACGGCAUUACACAAUUUUCAUUUCGACAGCAUAUACUGGAAAAUUUCAAUUAAAAAGUAUAUUUUCGCUAUAAUUAAGUAGUUAAUCGCUAUGGCAUCACUUGUAAGACAAACAGCUUUCAGCAUUUUAAGAAACGUCAAUCUUCUCCGUACUGUAACUCCAAAGCAGCGAAGUUUUCAUGCAAUUUCAUCCAUUAAUAAUUUUUCGAAGGUCGAUUUGCAUCAGCAACUAUUGAAUAAUGUCAAGAAACGAGAUUUUAGUGCUAAGGAACCUCUAACACUCAAAAUGAUACGCGAACGUGUUACUCUUGUCUUGAAUCUAUAUGACAAAAUUGAUCCGACGAAGCUCACAGUCGAUUCACAUUUCAUCAAAGAUUUGGGUCUCGAUUCAUUGGAUCAUGUUGAAAUAGUUAUGGCAAUGGAAGAUGAGUUUGGUUUUGAAAUUCCUGAUACUGAUGCUGAGCGACUCCAAAGACCAGCCGACAUAAUUCAAUACAUUGCUGACAAAGAUGAUGUUUUUGAAUAAGGAUGGAGAUUUAUAUCCUUAAUUUCUCAUUCGUUUAACGAGUCUGAUGCCAGAUAUGCUACAAAGAAUUAUAAUUAUAGGCCCUUUAAACAAAAUUUCAUCAAAUAAUAAAGAAGAUGUACUAAAUUCGUAAAUAUUGUGUGCUUUAAGAGGUAUUUUGUGGUUUUAGGUGCUGUAAUUGAGGCAUUGAACAGACAAUUUCGGUUAAAAAAUAAAAAUUUCGUUAAGAUUUCCGUUAAAGUUCAAAUUCAAAAAAAUGUUUCGUUAAAAAUAUUCAAAUUAUGAAUAGCCGUUUAAAUCCAAAUUCAUAAUGACCGUUGAAACACAAAUCAAUGCUGACAUUAAUUCUUAUCUGCAAACUGCAUUCUCACUUGAGAAAAUUGGGUCAUAAUGAUAAGAAGCAUCGAAAGCAGUGCUAAUGUCCUUAAAUUAUUUGUAGGAAUGACAUUACAAAAUCUCAUUAGCAUCAAUUUAAAACAUUAUGUGAGGUGAACGAUCUAGCAC
Messenger RNA from Chironomus riparius, 1047 nucleotides. The record is from the annotation of a GenBank genome assembly. NCBI's taxonomy places the organism in Eukaryota, Metazoa, Arthropoda, Insecta, Diptera, Chironomidae.